This is a messenger RNA of Drosophila obscura, 846 nucleotides long. Its product is annotated as alpha-protein kinase 1. The coding region runs from base 60 to 806 and encodes 248 amino acids. The record is from RefSeq and is a predicted model, not a curated record. NCBI's taxonomy places the organism in Eukaryota, Metazoa, Arthropoda, Insecta, Diptera, Drosophilidae. The transcript is spliced from 3 exons.
UAAAAGGGGCGUGCAGCUGGCAGUUUUACCAAAAAUUGAACAACAAUCAUUCAGUAAAGAUGCAUCUGUACACACGAGUUCUCCUCCUGGCCGUGACCCUCUUCAGCGUCAAUGCUGGCCGUUUGGCAGGCGAUGCGGCCCUCGAUCAGGUCCUCUUCCGCAUGGUCGAAGUCCAGAUGGAGUCCCGGGCCCUGUCCCCCGCCGGCCAGGCAUGCUCCAACAACUACGUGAAUGCCACCACUAAGAAUAGCGAGAAGCUGUCCAAUGCCACAAACGCGUGCGAGGAAGCCGCCAACAGCACCACUGUGGCUAACAACAAGAACAGCAAUGCCACUGUGAUCAUCAUCCGCAACCAGCUGUUGAGCCUCGAGCAGAACCUGCAGCUAUGCCGCAACGAGACCGACUCGGCCCGCUUCAUCAACUGCACCGUAUCCACUUUCGAUAAGAACCUGCAGCUUUUGGACACCUCCAACUCUAUGGCCUACCAGACCCAGUCACAGUUCGCAUCCAAUGCCACAGUGGUGGAUGCUACCCGCACCAACUGCAUCAGCGCUGCCGUCAGCGAUGCCAAGGUGCAGUCCAUCCAGGCGGCUAACGACUUUGACUCUUGCGUGGCCAAGAUCCCAUCGCAGCGAGAGAUAACCCAGAAGCAGAAGCCUGAAGAUCAGAUCCAGGAAAGGCCAGUUCAGCAACAGCAGCAGCAGCAACAGCAGCAGCAACAGCAGCAGCAACAGCAGCAACAGCAGCAGCAACAGCAGCAGCAGAAACAGCCUCAGCAGCAGCAGAAUCUGCCCGUGAAUAACUAGACUUUUGAUGAAAAAUAAAUGUUUUCCACUUGUCAAAUGC